AUGUACGGCACUUUGCUGGAUCAGCGUGUCUUCGAAUCCCUUGUCGAAAGGACCAUGCCUAUUCUGUGGGACCAUUUAGUAAAAUCCGAUGUUCAACUCUCUGUCGUGUCGCUGCCUUGGUUUCUGUCACUGUACAUCAAUUCCAUGCCUCUCGUGUUCGCUUUUCGAGUCUUAGAUGUUUUCUUUCUGGAAGGUCCCAAGGUCCUGUUCCAGGUAGGACUUGCAAUACUGCGAAUUAACGGGGAAGAAUUGCUGGACAUCAUCGACGACGGUAGCUUCAUAUCGAUUCUCAAAACUUACUUCUCGCGCCUUGACGAAUCGGCCCACCCCAAAUCGGAGAACGAAAAGGUACGAAAUAUCACAAAAUUCCAGGAAUUGAUGGUAGUGGCUUUCAAGGAAUUUGCCGGCAUCACUCAAAGCACGAUCUCGGAACAGCGGAUGAAGUACAGAGACUCCGUAUUAGACAAUAUAGAAAGCUUUGCCAAGAGGACUUCAAUCCGUAACCUUGGGCCAGAGAGCAAGAAGUUGAGUCUUGGUGAUCUUGGCUUCUUAUAUGACCGCUUCUACAGCAUCCUAUACGAACGAGAACAGCGAAUGCAACAAAUGCGAGAUGAAUCCGAGAGGAAAGCCAAAGCUGGUAGUGUCAAGGCUACUGAACUUGUCACGGGAUUGCCUGGUAACAAAAGCUUCGAAAUUGGUCGCGUAGGUCUCGGACCUAGUCCUACCUUGAUGAACUAUGAUGGCUUCCGAGAGUUCUUGGCUGGCAUAACCAAAUGGGCCAUCACCGACUCUCCUUCCACUACCAUCAAAGAGUUAGAAAGGGAAGGAAGUAUCUACUCUAACUACAGUGGACGGAGCCGCAGUAUAUCUGUUUCUCCGUGGGGCAAUGGGCCUGAGCCAGCGGAUCACGAUUUCAUGCAAAGGCUGUAUGGCAGGUGGAACAGAGAUGACAACGACGGGCUUAGCCUGCAAGAUGUUGUCACUGGUAUUGCCCAUGUCAAGGGUACGAGGGACAUCAUGACAAGUAUCAGCUAUUUCUUCGACUUAUACGACGACGACAAAGACGGCAAGGUUGAUCGCGAGGGCAUCCUUCGAAUAUCUGAAGCUCUACUUUUCUUGUCACGAAGGGGCUUGGGAGGCUCUCCCACUCCGUCUACACCGUCUCAGGGAUAUGGAUUUGAUGAAGAUCUUGACCCCAAAUCAGCCAGCACUAACGAACGUUUCCUUGGAAGCGUCUCAGCAUUCAUCCGACGUUGCUUUGAAUAUGCCGACCCUGAUCAUCCAAACAAUCAGGAGGGCUCAGCAGCAUCUGAACCAAACAUGGAGAGUUUCAGCAUAGGAGAUUCAGAAUCCGAUGACGAAGAAGACCUCCUAGACCUGGGAAACGAGCAGGCUAAAUCUACACCACCAAAAGCCUCCCCUACUAUUCCCACCAACCCUCCAAACCACCCUACCCGCACAGCUUCCAUUCACUGUCCCACCCACGCCGCAAACGUCGCUCUGGAUCCUACACGUCCCUUGCAUAUCACCCUCCCUACCUUCCGGAUGGUAAUCCUUGCCGACGAGCUCCUCCAACAAUUCUUCGAAUCCUCCUUUCCCGCGUCUUUCUAUCUGACCAAUGCGCCAACACCUUCCUCUCCCUCUAUAACUCAGCUUACCACAUUUGCCUCUUCGACCUCCUCUAGUGUUGUCUCCAACGUAGUCGGUCCGCGAGCUGGCGGCGUCGUGCCACCGUCUAAAGGCCUCCGGGGCGUUCUCGACAACAUAGUACAAGACGGUAUGCGUGUAGCCACCGAAGUCCGGCGACGCGUUGACGAUGUGGGGCGGGAGAUCGAGAGGAGCGCCUUGCAGCGGGAGAAUGAGAUGGAUGAGGAGGAGCAUGAGCAGGAACAAGGCGGGCUCGCUGGGGCCGAUAGUGAUCGUAAGAGUAUUAGAGAAGGGGAUCGGGAUUUGCUCGAGGGGGCGGAGGCGAUAGCUGGUAGUGUAGGCGGGGCUGGUAGUGGGCACGGGCCUGGUGGAAAAAGGGAGCAGGAUUUACUGGGAGAUUUGGAGGGGAAGGAGGGAGAAGGGAAGGAGAUGCCAGGACUGGUGGAAUUUGAACGGUGA
Messenger RNA from Bacidia gigantensis, 2106 nucleotides. RefSeq lists its product as uncharacterized. NCBI's taxonomy places the organism in Eukaryota, Fungi, Ascomycota, Lecanoromycetes, Lecanorales, Ramalinaceae. The transcript has a single exon. The record is from RefSeq and is a predicted model, not a curated record. Bases 1 to 2106 code for a protein of 701 amino acids.